Asparagus officinalis (garden asparagus) is the source of this 966-nucleotide messenger RNA. RefSeq lists its product as uncharacterized. The transcript has 4 exons. NCBI's taxonomy places the organism in Eukaryota, Viridiplantae, Streptophyta, Magnoliopsida, Asparagales, Asparagaceae. Bases 581 to 928 code for a protein of 115 amino acids. The record is from RefSeq and is a predicted model, not a curated record.
UUGUUUGGUUAUCUCAGUUACUUUCUGAAUCUUAAUAAUAGCUUCAGUAUAAAUUACUUGCUUGGUUAGUAAACAAUAAACAUAGACAUGGGAAGCACAGAAAUAACAAACUAGAUGAUCUAAAGGUAAUAAAAUUGCUUGUAAUAUUGAUGUUCCUUGUGCAUGGAAAUUAGAAUUGGAACUGAAUGAUGUCAAUUGAGCUCAAAGUCAUUUAGAAUUACUGGUUAAUCCAUACAAGUUUAUUUUACCUGAAACUGGACCGUUAUUCUUUCGAUCUUUGCGUUCUUUUCACAAUUUGGGAUAAACUUUGAACUUCCUUUUCAAAGCAAGGCAGGCAGGGAGAUAUGUAAGUGAAGUUCUGAAGUGUAAAUUUUCAUCUCAGAAUAUCAACCUUCUUUCUGAAAUAGUGUGCGAACCUUGGUGCAAUUUUAAUAUUGCUUCAUAUGAACAAGAGGAAAUGAAUUUCAAGGGAGGUGAUAUAUGGAAUUAGAAGUUUCCUUUGGGUUGCUGUAAGUUUGUUGUUCUUUGUUCGUUCUAAAAUCUUUGUUUGGUGAAGCUACAGUGUUCGUGAAUCUAUGCAAUGCUUCUGAUAAAAAUGUUGUCUCAUCAAAAGAUGCACGGAACUUUGGGGAUGUAUAAUCUGCUUCCUUUCAAGGAAAUAUCUGUAACAACUCAUCAACCGCAGAAACAUCCAUCCUCGCCAAUGCCUGCUUCACCCACUCAACAAUCCUUGCAGCCUCCCUGCUCACCUUCUCCGCCUCCAUCGCCUCUUCAGCUCCAGCUGCUACUCCUUCAACGAAAAAGUACUGAAAUCUGUAAAUUUGAGGAGUGCAAGGAUUUGCUCAGGAACAUAUACCCAUUUAUUUACACUCUGGGGACAUAUUUAAAGCCAUAUGUGUUACAAUUUAUCAAGUUUUGCUUGACAUGAUAUAAUAUGAUUGAGGAAUGUAUACAUUUGACUAUGAG